AGAAAUGGGAGGAGCGUGUGAAAAAACGGAGCAGAAUCCACAUGACUAGUGCAGUGGAAACACAGGGAGAGCUGCAGUCGAGGCGUGGGUGAGUGAACAUCAUGGGACAUAUUCUCAGUGAAUGAACUAACGUUACAGCAGUUUGGAGCUUCACCCCUUCAUCCCAGAGCGCACAGCUGCUGAACUCACUGGACAAUAUAACAGCACUGAAGCUGAGAUUACAGAGUCCUGUUUUAAAGUUUAGAAUAAUGAGAGUGAAUUUUUCUGCUAGUUGGAUAUUUCAAGGAUGGAUCACACACUUCGUUCUUGCUCUGUGCACGCAGGCAGGGCUGGCCAUAAGCUGCCAACAAAACGAAUAUGAGCACAACGGGGGAUGCUGCAGAAAAUGUGAACCAGGAAAAUACAUUUUCGCCCAUUGCGACGGCAGCUCGAGCACAAAGUGCCGUGAUUGUGGCCAUGAAGAAUACCAGCCGGACUGGAACAGUGACACUAAAUGUAUUCCUCAGAAGUUCUGUGAUGAGGGUAAAGGAUUUAACCGCACUCGUUUACACAACCCUACAGCGGCUGAACCUUGUCAGUGCAAGCAGGGUUUCCACUGCUCUCUGAUCAACUGCGAAUACUGUGAGGCCAUUAAAAAAUGUCCUGCAGGAGAAGGAGUCGUAUUGGGCGAAGAGAAAAUUGGGACUGAUCAGAUCAGAAGUGACCAGACUGUUUGGCUGCCCUCUUUUGAUAUAAUUCUAUUCCAGUUUUGUAAAGCUAUCGGCAAGACCGAGAAACAGUCAGGAAGCUCUAAGACAGAUGUGGUGUGUGGAGUCCAUUCUCCUGGUAUGACACCCUGGGUGCUGGUGGCCAUCCUCUCGGUCAUCAUUGUGGUGUCCCUGGUUGUUCUCUUUUUGUUUUGCUGCAAGGAUAAGCUGAACUUCCUCUCAGUAAAUCUACGCACUUGCGUCCAAAACCUGAAAGGAAGUAGGAAUCAACAGGAAACUGUGACUUCAUACCACGGUGACAACGGUCCACAAACCCGCCCUCUGAUUUGCCAAGAACUAACCCCCCCAGAGCCCCUGAUCACACGUCCCAGCACCCAAUUAACCAUUCUUGAUGAAACAUCGACUUCCACGGACCAAGAACAGGACCAGGACCGAGCCGAAACCUCAUCAGGCAGCUCCAGCGAGGACUCCGGAGUUGGGACUGUGUCUCCUCUGUCAGGCAGCUCCUGCAACUGUGCGCUUCCCAUGAAGGAGCCCAUGGAGGUCGGAGAGAACGAGGACUGCAGUCAGCUGGUGGCCACAGGUUUGGCGACAUGCUGCUCCUGCAGGACAGGAGACGCCAUUGGAGAAAACGUGCAGGUCGUCGACCUGAAAGAACCUCUGCUGUGUGAGAGCUGCUCGUCAGACGUCCUGCCAGCCUGCGAUUACAUGGAUCUGCAGCGCUCCCAGGAACUCUGUCUGGACUACAGCAGCCCUGCUGGCAAAGAAGCCAUGUCAGAGAUGAGAGGCAUCUAUGGGGAGCGAGGUCUGGUUGAAGGGCUGUAUAGACAGAACGAACCUUGUUGCUGCAGCAUAGACUCCACCACCGUUCCACCUCUGCGGUCGGUCAGCGCUAAUGCCCAGGGCCUUUCACUGAUCCACAGCGAUGACCGCAAACUGUCCGACCCCGAUGCAGACUUCCAGAACCAGUGCUCAGAAUCCGCUCUCACAUCUGGUCAGGUGACAGGAAACAACAACACUACUUUUAUCUCCAGCGGGCAGGUGAUGAACUUCAGCGGUGAGGUCAUUGUGGUGUAUGUCAGUCAGACGUCACUGGGGAGCAGCGGAGGAACAGACGAACCCUUCAGCUGCCCGGUUCAGGAAGAAUCCAACGAUGACCGUUUUCAAAGUGAGCCCAAAUCUAACAUAACCGCAACACCGCAGGCCAAGAGCAGGAACGGACACCUGGAAAAACACCUGCCCGUGCAGGAAAUGACCAACGACUGGUCCUGGCAGAAAUAAAAAGCUUCAAACAUUUCCUACUAGACUGGAAUUGACUUUCUCUUUUUAAAAUGAUUAUUAUUGAUUAAUGAUGGGCGUACGACCGCCCGUAUAGCAACUAGAGUGCUAUUUCAUGAAAAAUGCUAUGC
This is a messenger RNA of Sinocyclocheilus grahami, 2116 nucleotides long. Its product is annotated as tumor necrosis factor receptor superfamily member 11A-like. The record is from RefSeq and is a predicted model, not a curated record. Gene Ontology annotation, cellular component: external side of plasma membrane. The transcript has 10 exons. The coding region runs from base 249 to 1988 and encodes 579 amino acids. Gene Ontology annotation, molecular function: cytokine binding; tumor necrosis factor receptor activity. NCBI's taxonomy places the organism in Eukaryota, Metazoa, Chordata, Actinopteri, Cypriniformes, Cyprinidae. Gene Ontology annotation, biological process: multinuclear osteoclast differentiation; tumor necrosis factor-mediated signaling pathway; positive regulation of bone resorption.